AUGGAUCCUAGAGAGUCUUCUUCGUAUUCCAUUGUACCAAGGAUUCGGUACAACACCGUCAGCGGUGUCAAUGGUCCUCUAGUCAUAUUGGAUAACGUCAAAUUCCCGCGCUACAACGAAAUUGUCACCUUAACACUUCCCGAUGGAACAGAGAGAUCCGGUCAAGUCCUUGAAGCCCGAGGCAACCGCGCUGUCGUGCAGGUCUUCGAGGGUACAUCGGGUAUCGACGUCAAGAAGACCAAGGUCGAGUUUACGGGAGAGAGUUUAAAGCUGGGAGUGUCGGAAGAGAUGCUGGGACGUAUCUUCGAUGGAUCCGGUAGAGCUAUCGACAAAGGCCCUAAGGUGUUGGCUGAGGAUUACCUCGACAUUAACGGCAGCCCUAUCAAUCCCUACUCAAGAGUAUACCCCGAAGAAAUGAUAUCGACCGGUAUUUCGACUAUCGACACCAUGAAUUCGAUUGCCCGAGGUCAGAAGAUCCCUAUCUUCUCUGCCGCCGGUCUACCUCACAACGAAAUUGCCGCCCAGAUUUGCCGACAAGCUAGCUUGGUCAAGCAAAAGGGGGCUACUAAUAAGGGUGUGCACGACGACCACGAGGAGAACUUCUCUAUCGUAUUCGCCGCCAUGGGUGUCAACUUAGAAACAGCCCGAUUCUUUACUCAGGACUUCGAACAGAACGGCAGCUUGGAACGUGUUACGCUCUUCCUCAACCUUGCAAACGAUCCUACAAUCGAGCGCAUUAUCACUCCUCGUCUCGCCCUUACGACCGCCGAGUACUAUGCCUACCAACUCGAAAAGCAUGUUCUGGUCAUCCUUACAGACAUUUCGGCCUACUGCGAUGCCCUGCGUGAGGUUUCUGCCGCCCGAGAAGAAGUGCCAGGUCGACGUGGUUUCCCUGGUUACAUGUACACUGAUUUGUCAACCAUCUACGAACGAGCCGGUCGUGUCGAGGGCCGAAAUGGUUCCAUUACCCAGAUUCCUAUUUUAACUAUGCCUAACGACGAUAUUACACACCCUAUCCCUGAUUUGACGGGUUAUAUCACGGAGGGCCAAAUUUUCGUCGAUCGCCAGCUCGACAACCGUGGUGUCUACCCGCCUAUCAACGUGUUGCCAUCCCUCUCUCGUCUCAUGAAAUCCGCCAUUGGUGAGGGAAUGACUCGAAAGGACCAUGGUGAUGUGUCCAACCAACUUUAUGCCAAAUAUGCCAUUGGCCGUGAUGCUGCAGCUAUGAAAGCUGUCGUCGGUGAAGAGGCCUUGUCGGCCGAAGACAAGUUGUCGCUAGAAUUCCUCGAGAAGUUCGAGCGGCAAUUCGUGACACAGGGCGCAUACGAACAACGAAGUAUUUACGACUCUCUAGACAUCGCGUGGAGUCUCCUCCGUAUUUUCCCUAAGGAGUUUCUUAACCGUAUCCCCGGUAAGAUUCUCGACGAAUUUUACACCCGCUCGGCUACGGAUCGAAAGGAAAAGGGGAAGGAGAAGGAGAGAAGUGAUAAGGGUGUUAAGGACACCGACGCACCCCAGGAGGAGGAGAACCUUGUCGACGUAUAA
This is a messenger RNA of Daldinia caldariorum, 1545 nucleotides long. RefSeq names its product P-loop containing nucleoside triphosphate hydrolase protein. Lineage: Eukaryota; Fungi; Ascomycota; Sordariomycetes; Xylariales; Hypoxylaceae. Gene Ontology annotation, molecular function: ATP binding; proton-transporting ATPase activity, rotational mechanism. Gene Ontology annotation, biological process: ATP metabolic process; proton transmembrane transport. The record is from RefSeq and is a predicted model, not a curated record. The transcript is spliced from 4 exons. Gene Ontology annotation, cellular component: proton-transporting V-type ATPase, V1 domain. The coding region runs from base 1 to 1545 and encodes 514 amino acids.